Siniperca chuatsi (mandarin fish) is the source of this 1019-nucleotide messenger RNA. RefSeq lists its product as uncharacterized. Gene Ontology annotation, cellular component: autophagosome; autophagosome membrane; cytosol. The transcript is spliced from 5 exons. Lineage: Eukaryota; Metazoa; Chordata; Actinopteri; Centrarchiformes; Sinipercidae. Gene Ontology annotation, biological process: autophagosome assembly; macroautophagy; cellular response to nitrogen starvation. The record is from RefSeq and is a predicted model, not a curated record. The coding region runs from base 192 to 545 and encodes 117 amino acids. Gene Ontology annotation, molecular function: GABA receptor binding; ubiquitin protein ligase binding.
GUAUUUGUUGUUGUUUUCGUUCAGCAGAGUCAACCAGUCGACAUCUUUUAAAUAGAUCGCAUUCGCGUACGUUAUGACUGAAUUUUGAGCUAACAAUUUUCUUUUGAGAAACUUGACGACACAAGGGACCAGUUGGGUUUAUCUGUAUUUGUCCCGUUUUGAGUAAAACCUGUUUUUGUCCUUCUUAAAAGAUGGGCAGUCAGUACCAGCGCUCAGUACCACUGGAGGUGAGGAGAGCAGAGGGAGAGAGAGUUCGGGCCAAGCAUCCUGACAAGAUACCGAUCAUUGUGGAGAGAGCCCCAAGGUCACGAGCUCCUGAACUGGACAAGAAGAAAUACCUAGUGCCCUCAGAUUUAACAGUGGGGCAGUUGUGCUUCUUGAUCCGUCAGCGUGUGUCUUUGAGACCGGAGGAGGCACUCUUCUUCUUCGUCAACAACUCCCUUCCCCCAUCCAGCUCCCCUCUCUCUGCUGUAUAUGAGGAGCAUCACGAAGAGGACCUGUUUCUCUACAUGACCUACAGUAAUGAGAGUGUGUACGGUGCCUGAAGGUGGACAAAAAGACUGGAGAAAGAGAGAGACAGAAGAGAGAAUGAGAGGAGUCAAAGUAAAACUGUCUGAGGAAUAAAGAGUUAAGGCUGUUUGUAAUGCUUCACACCACUAUUAUUCUUUUUUAUUAGUUUUGAUACAGUAACUACAGUACAUGGUGGAAGAAAGGCUUUGCACAAGGCAGAGGGUUGGUGGUAGGAUUUACCUUUGUCAGUAUUUCGGGGUGAGCGUGAUGCAUUUUAUUACACUUGAAGUUAUGUUGAUUCCUGGAAUCAACAUAACUUCAAUUGUUUCUGUAAAUUGAAAAGAAAGAGGAAGGGUGAAAAGAAAGAAAGAAUACAUCACAAAAGGAAGUUAUCGAAAUCAUGUUGAGGGAGCUCUCGUCAUCUUUCUCAGUCAUCUGUAUUUAAUGCAAAUAGUUUUUUUUGUAAAUUAAUAUCAUAAACUUUUGUGGAAAAUAAAGAUUAAAAUGCA